AUGGGCUGGCUCUGGGCAUCGGGCUCUCCCAAAGAGCCAACGGCGCCUCCAGCCGACAAGGCAGCAACGACCACAACUACAUCCCCGUCUACAUCGGCACCCAAGACUGCACCGAACGAACCCAGCAUGGACCCUGAGAUCCAAAAGUUCUUCGACCUCUUCAACAACGACAGCAAGAAGCCCGAGCCUCCCACGCCGGCACCAAAGUCAGAUCCGACAUCCUCUGGCCCAUCACAAGCAGAACCCGAGUCCAAAUCAUCAUGGUUCGCACUCAAAGCGUCUAAAUCGAUCGACCCAGCGUCCGAGAACGCUCCCCCUCGCGAUCCCCUCUCCGAAGCUCUGCUCCCCACCGAAAUGUCCUGCCGCCAGGCCUUCGAUCUCGCAUGGGCGUGCAACUCCCUCGGAGGCCAGUUCAACGCUGUCUACCGCAACGGCGAGAUGCGCUCCUGCAGCCAGCAAUGGGACGACUUUUGGUUCUGCAUGCGGACCAAGUCGCAUACGGGUGCUGUCAAGGCCGAUGCGGUCAGGCAGCACUACCGCAACAAGGAGUACGAGAAGUACUACAAGCCCGGGGCGAGGAGCAGCGAGGACAUCUGGCAGAGUAGGGAUUGGGUCGUCCGAGACGACGAAGUGUUCACACAGGCAUUUGAUGCAAACACGCAACUAGACGACGACGAGUGGAGGCGGAAGGACAACGAGAGGCGCAGGCAGGUGAGGGAGAGUUUGGGGAUUGACAAGCCGGCGAAUGCAUCGUGA
Emericellopsis atlantica is the source of this 756-nucleotide messenger RNA. RefSeq lists its product as uncharacterized. Bases 1 to 756 code for a protein of 251 amino acids. The transcript has a single exon. The record is from RefSeq and is a predicted model, not a curated record. Lineage: Eukaryota; Fungi; Ascomycota; Sordariomycetes; Hypocreales; Bionectriaceae.